UUCAAGAUUUUAUGCUCCAAAGUUAUCAAUGUUGAAUUAUUUGAAUGUUUGGAUGUUGAAAUUGCAUUGAUUCUUUGCGAAUUGGAAAGAAUUUUCCCUCCAUCUUUUUUUGUUAUAAUGGUUCAUCUAUCAAUACAUUUAGCAUACGAAGCUAGAAUUGCAGGACCCGUGCAUUACCGUUGGAUGUAUCCAAUUGAGAGGUUUCUUCUUAAGUUAAAGAACUGUGUGCGUAAUAGACGUUAUCCAGAGGGUUCUAUUGCAGAAGGCUAUAUAGCAGAUGAAUGUUUGACAUUUUGUUCAAGGUACUUAGAUGACGAUAUCCAAACAAAAUUCAAUAAACCAGCAAGGAGUUUAGAUGGUCCUAUAGGAGAUGGAGUCAUGACAAGUUUGGAUCCUCUUACAUGGGAGCAAGCUCAUCGAUAUGUGUUAUUCAAUUCUGAAGCUAUCAAACCAUUUAUCAAGCAACAUGAAGAAUUUGUUUUCAGUCACAAUCGUCAAGGUUCAACAAGAAAAUGGAAUAAGGCUAAAGAUCAAUGUCUUACUUUUCAUGAAUGGUUUGAAGAUCGAGUAAGGAAUUUAGAUGUUAGUGAAGAUGUUAAAUGGUUGUCUAAAGGGCCAAAUACAGUUGCGAGAAGAUUUUCUGCAUAUGCAAUAAAUGGCUACAAGUUUGUCAUUGAAAGUCGUGAAAGAAAAACACAAAAUUCUGGGGUUAUGGUUGUUUCAUCUACAAUCAAGUUUAGAAGCAAGAAAGAUGAACAUCCGUUGGUAGAAAAUGUUACCUACUAUGGAGUUUUGAAAGACAUAAUUGAAUUGGAUUACUAUGGACAUUUCAAGUUUGUGUUGUUCAAAUGUCAUUGGUUUCAAAUUAAACAAGAUGGUUUUGGUUUGGUACUCAUAAAUUUUCGAAGGUUGAUCUAUGAAAAUGAUCCUUUUGUAUUUGCAUCUCAAGUAAAGCAAGUGUAUUAUACAAAAGACCCAAAUGAUGAUUGGCAUGUUGUUACUAACACCACCCCUAGAGAUUUGUUUGAUAUAUAUGGGGAUCCAGAGAAUGAAGAUGUGGAAAAGCACUUGGAUGAUCAAUUAAGAAGUCCAAUGUUUGAUCAAUUUACGGUUAAUGAAGAUGAAAAUAUUUGGUUUAGGGAUGAUGUACCUGGAACAACCAUUGAUGCAAGUUUAACAGAUGAAGAAGAAACAAGAGAAGAACCUAGACAAGAGUCACUUGAUGAUUGA
This is a messenger RNA of Vigna unguiculata (cowpea), 1230 nucleotides long. RefSeq lists its product as uncharacterized. The record is from RefSeq and is a predicted model, not a curated record. Lineage: Eukaryota; Viridiplantae; Streptophyta; Magnoliopsida; Fabales; Fabaceae.